GGUGGUGCAGGUUGGACCGGUUCUUCAGAAACCUGCGUCCCUCAGGUGAGCUCUUCUUCUUCUGUGGUUUGAUGUGUUUCAGCUUCACUGUGGCUCCUGGAUCUGAGUGCUCUGAUACUAGUCAGUUUAUAUCUGGACUAGAGUCCUGUAGUCUGGGGUCUGACUGGGUUUCAGGGUCAGAUCUGCAGGAUGAUCGUGGUCCGACAGCCCGGAGUAGACGACGCAGCUGAGUGGGCGACCGGAGUGUGUGACUGCUGCCAGGACAUGAGAGAGUGCUGCCGGUGGUUCUGGUGCUGCCCCUGCUCGGCCUGCAGACUCUCCCAGCAGCUGGGUCAGUGUCUCUGUCUCCCCCUGCUGGACGUCUGCGGCUGCAUCCGACCAAUCACCUUCUCCAUGCGGGUCCACGUGAGGCAGCGCUACGGCAUCAGGGUGAGGACAAAAAGACUCCUCUUUAUUUCUCUCCAUCGCUCCUCCGUAGACAGCUGGAGGAUGUUUCUGCGUUGGUCCCUGGAGGCAGCAUCCCCCUGGUCCAACGGGAUUCCUGCACGUGAUUUUGGAUUAGAAUCUCUGAGUCAAACAGACCUUUCUGAUAUUUACACACCACCGCUGAGCUAAAGGCGUUUGGUCUUGUCUUAUUUUUAUUAUUUAGAGUUUAUUAGAUGAACUGUCUGCUCUGUGGUGCGUUCAGGGAACCAUGUGCAGGGACUGCCUCUGCUCCACCUUCUGCGUCCCCUGUGUUUGGUGUCAGAUGUCUCGAGAGGUGACGGACCGGAAGCUGCCGACCGGGCUGGGUGACCUCAUCAGCCGCUGAUGAUGUCAUCGCCCAUCGCUGUGACAUCACUGUGAGAGCUGCGCUGUCAUUGGUUGCUUCACUAAUAAUGUGACUUCUAAUUGUGUGUUCUUGUAUGAAUUAUCUUCUUUAAUUGUAUUUUGUUUCCUAUCAAACGUGUCUUUUGGGUGACCUCAUCGGCCGCUUAUGACAUCACUGUAAACGCUGUACAGUGAUUGGCUAGUUUACUAAUAACCAAUACUUCAAUUAUGUGUGUUGCUAUCUGAUUUAGAUAUAUUUUAUCUCAAAUGUGUGUAUUUUAUAUUUAUCUUGUUUUCGUUGUGUACUUUUUAGAUUUUGUAAUUCAUAAUUGUUUUUUAGUAUUUUUGUCAUUUUUUAAAAUUAUAAACUACGGCGUAAAUGUUUGAAAAAAAUAACCUGGAUAUUUAUUCCUGAAAUGUCUUAUUAUUGAUAUUUAUCAGGAAUAAAUAGUAUAAUUUA
Molecule: messenger RNA, 1270 nt
Organism: Eleginops maclovinus (Patagonian blennie)
Lineage: Eukaryota; Metazoa; Chordata; Actinopteri; Perciformes; Eleginopidae
Product: cornifelin homolog A-like
Exons: 2
Coding region: 190-615 (141 amino acids)
Source: RefSeq, a predicted model, not a curated record